Aphis gossypii (cotton aphid) is the source of this 1361-nucleotide messenger RNA. It is a transcript of the gene Torsin, whose product is annotated as torsin-1A. The transcript is spliced from 6 exons. The coding region runs from base 234 to 1268 and encodes 344 amino acids. Lineage: Eukaryota; Metazoa; Arthropoda; Insecta; Hemiptera; Aphididae. Gene Ontology annotation, biological process: cellular response to misfolded protein. Gene Ontology annotation, molecular function: ATP binding; ATP hydrolysis activity. The record is from RefSeq and is a predicted model, not a curated record.
AUUAUUAAAACAGUUUAAAAUUUGAACUAAUUUAUUAGUACAGAAGUUAUUUAUUGUUAUAUAUAAGUACCUACUGUAAUAUUGGUUAUGUUCAAAGUUGUAGUUACUAAUCAUUUGCUUUUUACUAAUCAAUUUUAUUUUUUAAAUUAUUUAAUUUAUUUUCUAACAAACAGUCAACAAGUGUUUUACGUAAAAACUUAAUUAAUAUAAUUUAAAAUAAAAAUUGGUGCACCAUGUUAUAUAGCAAAUAUUUUUCUUUUUAUAUCUUAAGUUGUUUAUUUUUUUUUAAAUCUACUGCUGUCUAUGGAUUAAUAGAUCCAGUUACAGGAACUUUUGUUGUAGGAGCUUUUGUGACAGGAUACUUUUAUAAUAAAUCAAAUUUUACAAUGCCUAAUAUAUUCCCUAUUUUUGGCAGAUGUCCUAAAACAUAUGAUAUUAAAGAAUUAGAACGUGCCAUAGAAAAAAGAUUUUUUGGGCAACAUAUUGCUACAAAAAUUGUAUUAUCUGCUUUGGCAGGUAAUCUGCAUCGUAGCAAAUCUAACAAAAAACCAUUAGUAAUGUGUUUUCAAGGUUGGACUGGUUCUGGUAAAAAUUUUUUAACAGAGUUAAUUGCUAGUCAUAUGUUCUCUUCAGAAGCAGUAAGAAAAUUACGGUUUCAUGUUAUUCAUGGAAGAUCUGAUUUUAUUUAUCAAUCUCAAAUUAAUGUUUAUAAGGAAAAACUUUAUUAUGAUGUGAAAUCCAAAAUAAAAUCAUGUGACACAAAUGUAUUUGUUUUUGAUGAAACACAUUAUAUACCUAUUGGUAUAUUAGACAUACUAAUACCUAUUCUUGAAAACAAUGAUGUGUCAAUUGAUUCUAGGAAUUCUAUUUUUAUAUUUUUAACUAAUGCAGGAGGUAAAGCUAUUGUAACUAAGUACUUAGAUCUUUGGAGUAAAGGAAUUUCUAGAGAGUCCAUGAAAAUUCAAGAUUUUGAUAUUAUUUUACAAAAAUCUGCUUUUAAUGAAAAAGGAGGGUUGAUGAAGAGUGGAUUAAUUGAUUCCCAUAUUGUUGAUUAUUAUGUUCCAUUUUUACCACUCGAAAGAGAUCAUGUGGUAAAAUGUAUUGAAUCAGAGUUCAAAAACUUAAAAAAAUAUUUGGAUCCCUCUACGAAAAGUGAAAUAUUGGAGAUGGUUUCGUUUGGUCCUGAGCCUGAAAACUUAUUUGCUACUUCAGGUUGUAAAAGAAUUAAUCAGUUUGUUGCAUCUCAAUCAAAUCCUGAUUUGGUUUGAUAUUUUUAAGGUAUACUGUGAGUGUUCUUGUACAUACACUUUUGGAAAAAAACCAAUCUGAAAAUAAAUAUAUUUAUAUAUUUUUUAAAAAUA